Populus euphratica (Euphrates poplar) is the source of this 1803-nucleotide messenger RNA. RefSeq names its product monoacylglycerol lipase ABHD6. The coding region runs from base 116 to 1150 and encodes 344 amino acids. The transcript has 11 exons. NCBI's taxonomy places the organism in Eukaryota, Viridiplantae, Streptophyta, Magnoliopsida, Malpighiales, Salicaceae. Gene Ontology annotation, molecular function: catalytic activity. The record is from RefSeq and is a predicted model, not a curated record.
GGUUUCACAAUUAAGGCCACACGAAUAUGAAGCUCUUCCUUCUUCACGGUUUGACAGAAGGAUAAGGUGAGCAGCAAGCAACCAGCAAUACGAGUUCAACCUGUGGGUGACAGAGAUGCUCACCCUCACAGCCAGCCCUGCAUUAGUGCCUGCAAAACGCAGAGCCCAUGUGAAACUCUUUACAGUUCAGGGUAGCAAUUUCCCUUCUUUUCUACCCAAAGAGGUUGAGAAUAUCAAAGACCCUUUUGCAAGAAGGCUUGCUACCAGAAUUGAGAGGCUGCCAGUAAGCGUGGGGUUUGCAGACAGAAGCAUCAUGAGUAGUUGUGUGAAGCCUUUGAUACAGAGUGAGGGAAGUCCAGUGGUUCUCCUCCAUGGUUUUGACAGUUCCUGUUUAGAAUGGAGAUACACAUUUCCACUGCUAGAGGAGGCUGGUAUAGAGACUUGGGCUGUCGAUGUUCUUGGUUGGGGUUUCUCUGAUUUGGAGAGACUUCCAUCAUGUGAUGUUGCAUCUAAGCGUGAUCACUUGUAUCAGCUCUGGAAAUCCUAUAUCAGAAGACCCAUCAUAUUGAUUGGACCAAGCCUUGGUGCUGCCGUUGCAAUUGACUUUGCUGUCAAUCAUCCUGAAGCAGUAGAAAAGUUGGUGUUGAUUGACGCGAGUGUAUAUGCUGAAGACACAGGGAACCUUGCAAAGUUACCUAGAGCUAUAGCAUAUGCUGGGGUUUAUCUACUGAAGAGCACCCCCUUGCGCUUAUAUGUUAAUCUUAUCGCAUUCAAUAGUCUACCAUUAAACACCAGCAUAGACUGGAUGAACGUGGGCAGAUUGCAUUGUCUAUAUCCUUGGUGGGAGGAUGCAACUGUAAAUUUUAUGAAUUGUGGUGGUUAUAAUGUCAGUGCCCAGAUAAAAAAGGUCAAGCAGAAGACCCUUAUCAUUUGGGGUGAGGAUGAUCAAAUCAUUAGCAACAAGCUGGCCGUGAGGUUGCACUGUGAACUGCCAGAUGCUAUCAUACGCCAAAUUCCAGAUUGUGGCCACAUUCCUCAUGUGGAAAAGCCCAACUCUGUUGCCAAUUUGAUUCUGGAUUUUUUGGGAGAAGAUAGCAAUAAAGAAGCUCAAAUUGUUUCUCAGUUAUGCUCCAGGACAAAUAAAUCAUGAACAGAAGAGCCAGUUUUUUGGAGGACAAGGCAAACUUUACUUCAGCCAUGUCCAUGUAGUAAAAUAUAACACGAUAGGCACGGAUGGAAAAGCUACCCCCAUCUCUGCUACAAAUUGCAUGAGCAAAAACUACUACGCGGAACCACUCAUUUGAUAUGGAUGGCUCAUACAAUUUUGUGAUGUUACACGUCCAGGAUGCUGCUAGUAAUUUCGCACUGCUUCCUUUAUACUGGCCUGGCAUCAUCGACAAAACUUAUGUGAAAAUCAUUGAUCCAGCUAAAAAUAUCAUCGUCAAGAAACAUACUGUGAUGCGUCUCCGAGUUGGUAGGCGGCUCAAAUGUCGUGCUCUCUCCUACGACAUUGAUUGUCGAAUUUCUUGGCUAGCAAAGUUGCAAAUUCUUCUUCGUUAUACAUUUUGACACCACCCCCCGCUAAAAUCUACACCAUAGUUUUUAUUAAGCAAAGCCUGUUCUAGCAGUAGUUCACAAGGAAAUUCCUUCCCAAUCUAUACCAUAGUUUUUAUUAAGCAAAGCCUGCUCUACCAGUAGUUCACAAGGAAAUUCCUUCCCGUAUACCGACCAAUGUAAAAGCCUCCCCACCCAAUGACCAUGAUAGCAUUGCCCAGAGAAAACAAAAAUGAUGCCAUUGAUGGU